AUUUUGAUAUUAUGUAUAAUACUCAAUCCAUCUAAAGCCUCUUCCAUCAUAGAUAAUAUCUUGCGUCAAUAGGAGACAGGAUUAUUUAGGAAGAUUAUUCAAUAAUCCUUCAUUCAGCGACAGUCUUUCCAUCAUGACUACACAAUCGAAUGUUUCGGCAACGCCGAAUCCUCAGUUUCAGAGGCAACCAAUGUCUUAUUUGGAGGGUCCGGUAGAUCCCCCGUUAGUAGAUCUAACUCUCGGCGAACUUUUGGAUCUCCAAUGCCAGCACCACGGCAGUCGGGAAUGCAUCGUCACGCCUUGGACGGGUGCUCGGUGGACGUACAAUGAGCUCAAUCAGCAAAGCUCUCAGUUGGCGAGGACGCUGCUUUCCCUUGGGAUCGGUGUCGGAGACCGCGUUGGCAUUAUGGCCGGCAAUUGCGAGCAAUACGCCGCAGUCUUCUUCGCUGUCGCACGGAUCGGGGCUAUAUUGGUGAUAUUGAACAACACGUACACACCAACAGAAGCGCUGCACGCACUGAAGUUCUCAGACUCGAAAAUAUUCUUCACGACGAAGAAAAUUGGAAGGCUGCAGAACACCAAACUGUUAGCGGAACUAGCCAAGGAGAAGGAGGGCCCCAACGUCGUCAUCCUGAGAGGCGAAUCGGGGUCGUAUCCAACGUACGCAGACCUAAUUAAGCAAGGGAGAUCGGUAAGCGACAGUGACCUUCACCGUCUCGGGAAAAAGGUUCUCGCGCAUAAUGUGUGCAAUCUGCAAUUCACGAGCGGCACCACAGGUCUUCCCAAGGCGGCUAUGUUGACGCACCACAACAUCGUCAACAAUGCUCGCUUCAUUGGUGACCGCAUGCGGCUUACCCCAGAUGAUGUUCUCUGUUGCCCACCACCAUUAUUCCACUGCUUCGGUCUCGUGCUCGGUAUGAUGGCCGUCAUUACCCACGGCGCCAAGAUCGUGUAUCCAGAGGAAACAUUCGACGCAGCCGCCGUCCUUCGCGCCAUCUCCGACGAGCGGUGCACCGCCGUGCACGGCGUCCCCGCCAUGUUCGAUACCCUAUUCAGUCUUCCCUUCCCUCCUAACUUCGACUGCACCAACCUGCGCACGGGAAUCAUCGCUGGUGCCCCUGUGCCCCGCUACCUCAUGGAGCUGCUAGUCGAGCGUUUUGGCAUGACCGAGUUCACUAGCAGUUACGGACUGACAGAGGCCAGCCCAACCUGCUUCAACGCAUUCACCGACGACGCUAUCGAAAAGCGACUCACUACCGUAGGUACAUUGAUGCCGCACGCGCGCGCCAAGAUCGUCGACCAUGACGGUCAAAUCCUACCGCUGGGCGCACGCGGCGAACUGUGCAUCGCGGGGUACCAGCUACAAGCCGGAUACUGGAACAACUCGGAGAAAACAGCGGAGGUGAUGCAGCGCGACGCCGAAGGUGUCCUGUGGUUACGGACGGGUGACGAAGCCGUAUUCGACGAGCAGGGGUACUGCUCCAUUACCGGACGAUUCAAGGACAUAAUUAUUCGCGGCGGCGAAAACAUAUACCCCCUCGAGAUCGAAGAACGGCUACUAGCACAUCCGGCCAUAACCCGAGCCAUAGUCACGGGACUCAAGGACGCGCACUAUGGAGAGGUGGUUGGCGCGUUCUUGCAGCUAGCGGACGAAGCCGUAAAGGAAGGGAAAAAGCUGGGUGAUCAGGAAGUUCGCGAUUGGGUGCAGCAGAAGCUAGGACGCCAUAAGGCGCCGACACACGUGUUUUGGCUAGGCGAGGAUGGCGUUCCGGCUGAUGUACCGCUGACGGGAAGUGGUAAGGUUAAGAAGUUCGAGAUGGCGCGGUUUGGCGAGGAGAUAUUGAGGAAGAGGCGUUUAGAGAAGUUGUAGAUAGGUGGAUUGGCUGAGUGUUUCCCUUUGGCGUAACCCAAGACUUCACUAUUAAAGCCUUUGAGAAUCUUCCCUCGAAAGUUGCAAGCAGAUCAUAGUACACAACUACCAGUAAUCACAUCGCCGGUGGAAUCCAUAUCUGCAGAGAGCUACGAAAACGACACCGACGACAAAAACCCGAUCGUCAAACUCCCAACGAGUUCAGUCGUCCAACAACCCCAUAGCCCACGAGUCAUUACAACCAGAGUGUCGACACCCCUAGCCCAACAGCCAGAUACAUUAGAUUGAUGGGAUUCAGGAUGAUAGUGUCAAGAUUCUAGAUGAGACAUCUAGAACAAAGGACAU
Daldinia loculata is the source of this 2215-nucleotide messenger RNA. Its product is annotated as 4-coumarate-CoA ligase. Lineage: Eukaryota; Fungi; Ascomycota; Sordariomycetes; Xylariales; Hypoxylaceae. Gene Ontology annotation, biological process: fatty acid metabolic process. Gene Ontology annotation, molecular function: medium-chain fatty acid-CoA ligase activity. Bases 134 to 1870 code for a protein of 578 amino acids. The record is from RefSeq and is a predicted model, not a curated record. The transcript is spliced from 4 exons.